AUGACGACGGCUAUAGAAUGGCUCCAAACCAGACAUGAAAUUCUUGAGACCGAAUUCGCAAAUGGGCCAUCGACAACAAACCUUAACAAAGCAGUAUCGAACAGUCGUUUGUAUCGCCUACCCAAUGAACUGAGAGUUUACAUUAUUCGUCUAGCGUUCGGCGAUCGCACUAUCCAUACCGGUCACAUAGUUCCAGAUCAUCUUAUCGAGACCGUUCAUCAACAUUUCACGGAACCCCAUAAUUUGAGAUGGCGAAGCUGUGUUUGCGCCCGCCCCCCGGACCGAAGUGCAAAUGAUGACAAUUGUGGUCUAUUUAGCUGUGAACAUGACUUGCUCAGUGAUCGUCCAAAGCUAGAGUCUUUGGUUAUUAUGGGAUUCUUAUGA
Messenger RNA from Penicillium angulare, 384 nucleotides. RefSeq lists its product as uncharacterized. The record is from RefSeq and is a predicted model, not a curated record. Lineage: Eukaryota; Fungi; Ascomycota; Eurotiomycetes; Eurotiales; Aspergillaceae. The transcript has a single exon. Bases 1 to 384 code for a protein of 127 amino acids.